CUGGAGCAGUAGAGGGCGGGGCCGCUGAGGUUGCUGUGUGGAAGGCAGGUGAUGGUUCCUGGAGCCGAGUACACCGUUACUGCGCUGGAGUAGCCGGGACUGCAGCCCGCUGAGGAGAGCACGGCUCCCAGCCAUGGACUGACGGGGCUGUGCAUGCUCUUCUUGUCGCCGGAGUCAUCAUGGGGGCCAAGGAAUCUCGGAUCGGGUUCCUUACAUAUGAUGAAGCCGUCAAAAGAGUGACGGAUGUAGAACUAAAGAGGCUGAGAGAUGCUUUCAAACGAACCUGUGGUGGCCCUUCAUAUUACAUGAGUCAGCAGUGCUUCAUCAGGGAGGUGUUAGGAGAUGGAGUUCCUCCAAAAGUUGCAGAGGUCAUUUACUGCUCUUUUGGUGGGACCUCAAAAGGAUUACACUUCAAUAACUUGAUAGUGGGACUUGUUCUUCUAACAAGAGGUCGCGAUGAAGAGAAGGCUAAGUAUAUUUUUAGCCUCUUUUCCAAUGAGUCUGGUAGCUGUGUUGUUCGAGAGGAUAUGGAGAGUAUGCUCUCUGUUGUAGAUGGAGAAGUCCCAUUGUCCCUGAAAAAAUGCUUUGCUGAGGGUGAAAAGGUGAACUACGAAAAAUUUCGAAACUGGUUACUUCAAAAUAAAGAUGCUUUUACCUUUUCUCGCUGGUUGUUGUCUGGAGGGGUCUUUGUAACGCUCACUGAUGACAGCGACACUCCUACUUUCUAUCAGACUUUGGCUGGGGUCACACACUUGGAAGAGUCUGACAUCAUUGACCUGGAGAAAAGAUAUUGGCUAUUAAAGGCUCAGUCGAGGACAGGACGCUUUGACCUGGAAACAUUUGUCCCUUUGAUUUCCCCACCAAUUCAUCAGUCGUUGAGUGAAGGGUUGUUUAAUGCAUUUGAUGAAAACCGUGACAACCACAUAGACUUCAAGGAAAUAUCGUGUGGUUUAUCUGCUUGCUGCAGGGGACCCCUAGCUGAGAGACAAAAAUUUUGUUUCAAGGUGUUUGACAUAGACCGUGAUGGUGUUUUGUCUCGUAAUGAACUGGAAGAGAUGGUUCUUGCACUACUAGAGGUCUGGAAAGAUAACCGCACUGAUGCCAUACCUGAAUUACACUUGAAUCUUUCUGACAUCAUAGACAAUAUAUUAAAAACUCAUGACACAACCAAGAAUGGGCAUCUCACCCUGGAAGAUUACCAGAUAUGGAGUGUUAAAAGUGCUCUUGCCAACGAGUUUUUAAAUCUUCUGUUCCAGGUUUGCCACAUAGUUUUGGGUUUACGACCAGCCACUCCAGAAGAAGAAGGGCAGAUUAUCAGGGGAUGGUUGGAAAGAGAGAGUCGGCAUGGCCUUCAACUUGGGCACAAUUGGUUUCUCAUAUCUAUGCAGUGGUGGCAGCAGUGGAAAGAAUAUGUCAAAUAUGAAUCUAAACCUGUCGUUAUUGAACCAUCUUCAUCGUUAAAUGGCAGCCGGUACUCACUUGGGGCAGCCUCAUUGGAUCAAAGGGAAGAUGACAGGACUGGCACUAAUGUACAUAGCACUACAGAAGAAAAAUCUUCCGAUAACAUAUCUUCUGCAUCGGAAGCUUCGGAGUCAACAUCCAGCACUUUCCUUUACUCCAGCACGGCAGGUGCAGACAUGUGCUUUGCACGCCAGCACAACACUUCAGAUAACAAUAACCUGAGUAUGAGUGGUUCCAAUGGUAGCAUAUUAAUGCAGCUUAAUCCGCAGAAGCCGGGGGCUAUCGACAACCAACCACUAGUCACACAAGAGAAUGUAAAGGUACCCUCGCUAACACUGGAAGGAGGACGCUUAAAAAAAAGUCCUUCUCUGCUUCGUGGAAAAGAUUAUGAAAUAGUUCCAGAGCCAGUGUGGAGAGCACUUUAUCACUGGUAUGGAGCCAACUUGUCCUUACCUCGACCGGUCAUCAGAAACAGCAAAACAAACCAUCCAGAACUGGAACUCUUUCCACGCUAUCUACUUUUCCUGAGACAGCAGCCUGUGACUCGCCAACAGCAGUCUAACAUCUGGGUGAAUAUGGGUAUGAUGAGCCUGAGAAUGUUUCCUCAGCAUUUACCCAGAGGAAAUGUGCCAUCUCCAAAUGCACCUUUGAAAAGAGUUUUAGCAUAUACCGGGUGCUUCAGCCGAAUGCAGACGAUAAAAGAAAUCCAUGAAUAUCUUUCUCAGCGUUUACGCAUAAAAGAAGAAGAUAUGCGUUUGUGGUUAUAUAAUAGUGAGAAUUAUCUAACCCUGUUAGACGAUGAAGACCACAAAUUGGAAUAUCUCAAAAUUCAGGAUGAGCAGCACUUGGUAAUAGAAGUUCGGAACAAAGAUAUGAGUUGGCCAGAAGAAAUGUCAUUCAUUGCAAACAGCAGUAAAAUUGAUAGGCAUAAAGUUCCCACUGAAAAGGGAGCAACAGGACUCAGUAAUUUGGGGAACACUUGCUUUAUGAACUCCAGUAUCCAGUGUGUCAGCAACACUCAGCCUCUCACAAAGUAUUUCAUCUCAGGGAGACAUCUGUAUGAGCUAAACAGAACAAAUCCCAUAGGAAUGAAAGGACACAUGGCAAAGUGCUAUGGAGAUUUGGUUCAAGAGCUGUGGAGUGGUACGCAAAAGAAUGUGGCUCCUUUAAAACUAAGGUGGACAAUAGCAAAGUAUGCCCCUCGGUUCAAUGGCUUUCAGCAGCAGGACUCCCAAGAGCUGCUUGCAUUUCUUCUAGAUGGCCUCCAUGAAGAUCUUAAUAGAGUACAUGAGAAGCCGUAUGUUGAGCUCAAGGACAGUGAUGGACGACCAGACUGGGAAGUUGCGGCUGAGGCUUGGGACAAUCACUUGAGGAGGAACCGGUCGAUAGUCGUGGACUUGUUUCAUGGACAGUUGAGAUCUCAAGUGAAAUGUAAAACCUGUGGGCAUGUCAGUGUCCGAUUCGACCCAUUUAACUUUCUCUCUCUGCCUCUGCCCAUGGACAGUUACAUGCAUUUGGAAAUCACAGUUAUUAAAUUAGAUGGCACAACACCUGUACGGUAUGGGCUAAGGCUGAACAUGGAUGAGAAGUACACAGGCCUGAAGAAACAGUUGAGUGAGCUAUGUGGUUUGAAGCCUGAACAGAUCCUUCUUGCAGAAGUGCAUGGAUCGAACAUUAAGAACUUUCCUCAGGAUAACCAGAAAGUACGGCUGUCAGUGAGUGGUUUUCUCUGUGCUUUUGAGAUACCGAUUCCUGGAUCUCCUACAUCAGCCACAAGCCCCACACAACAAGAUUCCAGCACAGUGCCAUCAUCCAAUGGACCACAGAGUUUCAUGCCAAAUGGAGGACUGAGUCGGCCACCAGUAAUCCCCAAUGGGAUGCCAAAUACUGUAGUGCCAUGUGGGACAGAGAAGACCGUGGGGAAUGGGGUACUCAAUGGGCAUAUCUCUCUCCACCCAGAUGGCCCUUUUAUAGGCUAUAUCAUUGCUAUUCAUAGAAAAAUGAUGAGAACAGAGCUGUAUUUUCUAUCAUCUCAAAAAAAUCGUCCAAGCCUAUUUGGGAUGCCUCUAAUAGUUCCAUGCACUGUACAUACCAGGAAGAAAGAUUUGUAUGAUGCAGUAUGGAUCCAGGUCUCCAGACUUGCAAGUCCUCUUCCACCACAAGAAGCAAGUAACCAUGCACAAGACUGCGAUGACAGUAUGGGAUAUCAGUAUCCGUUCACGCUCAGAGUGGUGCAAAAAGAUGGGAAUUCCUGUGCGUCAUGCCCAUGGUACAGGUUUUGCAGGGGAUGUAAAAUUGACUGUACGGAAGACCGUGCCUACAUUGGUAAUGCUUACAUUGCUGUAGAUUGGGAUCCCACAGCUCUGCAUCUUCGUUAUCAGACAUCACAAGAAAGGAUUGUGGAAGAGCAUGAGAGCGUUGAACAGAGCCGUAGAGCGCAAGCAGAGCCCAUUAACCUUGAUAGUUGUCUCCGCGCCUUCACCACCGAGGAGGAGCUGGGAGAGGAUGAAAUGUAUUAUUGUUCCAAAUGUAAAACCCAUUGUUUAGCUACAAAGAAACUUGACCUGUGGAGGCUCCCUCCAAUUCUGAUUAUCCACUUAAAGAGGUUCCAGUUUGUGAAUGGUCGAUGGAUCAAGUCUCAAAAAAUUGUCAAAUUUCCCCGUGAGAAGUUUGACCCGAGUGCCUUUUUGGUACCUCGAGGGCCAGUACAGUACCUGAAAAGGAAACCAGGACUUAAGUGCAAUGAUCAAGCAGAAAGUCGCUCAACGCAGGGAGACCUGAAGAAACAGGAACUGGCAAACCUUAGUCCUGCUGGAGAUGGGGAUGCACUUGGGAAAAUUCAGCCUGUAAUCAGUUCUUCCACUGCAAAUAGUAAAGCAUCUCCAUUACAAGGAAGGAAAGCUGCUACAAACUCUUCUAGUAAAAACAACAGUCCCAACAAUAGCCCAAGAACUUUGGGAAGGGGCAAAGGCCGUCUUCGUUUACCUCAGCUUGGAGGCAAAAAACUCUCAAGCAGUAAAGAAAACUUGGAUCAAAGCAAGGACAAUGGCUCAGAUAACGAAACAAGAGAGACUUUGGAUCAGGUAGAUUCUAGUAAAGGACAUAUUUUAGGUGGAAGUCAAACUGAGUUAGCCUCAACUCAGGAUUCUCAGGUGGUUUUAACCAAUGGACUGACCCAUGAGCAGAACAUGUGUAACAGUCAGCUUGAUAACCACAUAGGGGAAGAAGAGGAUGUCACUGUUGACCAAAGAGAAGACAACUGCUGUCAGCCUAUAUAUAACCUUUAUGCCAUUUCGUGCCAUUCAGGAAUAAUGGGUGGAGGUCAUUAUGUUACUUAUGCCAAAAAUCCAAAUGAAAAAUGGUACUGCUACAAUGACAGCAGUUGUAAGGAGCUACACCCUGAUGAAAUCGAUACAGACUCUGCCUACAUCCUGUUCUAUGAGCAGCAAGGGGUGGACUAUGCACAAUUUCUGCCAAAGAUUGACGGGAAGAAAAUGGCAGACACUAGCAGUAUGGAUGAAGACUUUGAAUCUGAUUAUAAAAAGUAUUGUGUGCUGCAGUAACAUGGCCGUGCUUCCAGUAUGUUCAGCUGAUUCGCUGGGGAGACAGAAGAGUAUUGAAGAAGAAUGUUAUGGAGAUAUUAUUCUGUCUAAAUUUUUGGUGUUGAGGUCACCAAUGCAUGUAGGGCCAUUCAACAACAUAGACAGUAGAUAAAAUGACAUUGAUUCUUUUAAAUGUCCUUCUAUUUUUUUCUGUACGUUUUAAUUUAUUUUUGUCCUUUUCAGCAAUGUGCCUAGGGCAAGUGAAGUUAGCCAUCAUUUUCUUUUCUGAUUUUUUUUAUUUUUAUUUUUUAGUGCAAUUUCGCAGUGACUUAAAUGUUAUAAGGAGCAUAUGGUAUUGACUUUCAUCUGAUAUUUAUUAAUUAACGAUUCUCGAGGACGAAGAUAUUUCAGUCGAUUCAGUCCCUGUGAUAGUUCUCAAGGACCGAAGUUGUGUUGGCUAUGGCCACAGGUCCAUGCGAUACAUGGUGUGCAUUGAAGUCUAUGUACACAGUGUGAUGUGUCAUUGCAUACAGACUACUUAAUGCGCUGCUUCUUGCAGUAGUCCUUGAUGAAAGGAUCUUAGAAAGCAUACAAGUACAAUGUCCUGUAAGGGGUUUUCAUUGUUACCAUUAAUGAAAGGUUUUUCUAACCAGCCAUAAUGGUGCACACAUCUUUGCAAUGUUAAACAUUUCCAAAUACUAUGGGGGUCAUUUAUUAAAACCGGCUUUUAAGACGUCGGUCUUAAUAAGCCCUUUAGCUGAUAGUGGUUCGGCUGAAGUUAUUCAGAGGCGCCGGCCUCUACAUAACUUUGGCGUAUCGACUGCCAGUCUAAAUGUAAGACACUUUCCUUGCUGGUGUAGAUUUAGACCAUUUUCUACGCCUAAAACAGGUGUAGAAAAUGAUGAAUGAGACGGGCCUGCCAACCCUUCCCUGCCCACUUGUUUAGACCUGGCAUGCACAGGGAAAAAUGUCUUAUUGCGGAGGAAAUAACCUGUAUUAUAAUAACAAUGUGCGCCAGAAAUACCUAAUAUUUGCGUAUUUCUGAUAGUAAAUGACCACCUACAUUUAUAUGCAAUGACAUAAGAAUUUAAAAAACUGGAAUAGAGGUUAUUAAGACGAUCUCUUAAUGGGCGUUGUCAUCUACAUUGCAGCUCAUCUAUUAAACAAUGUGUGGCAAUAGGUGGCUAAAAACGAUGACAUUCAAAAUGGGAGUCCCAUUAUUAUCAAUACAAUCACCAUGAUAAUGAGUGCUUUGAUAGUUUUUUUUAUUUUUUAUUCCAAUAUUGAGACAUAGAGAUAUGGCCAUAUAUUUGCGCCAAAGGACCGUAUACAUUUGCAGCAAGCGUAAGUCAGUCAUGCAGGUUCCCUUAAGACAAAUGUGAGAAACAGUUAGGGUCUAUUCACACAUCCGUAUGUGCAGGCAAGAGUAGGACAUGUUCUAUUUUUUUGCGGAACAGAAGUGCAGAUCCGCAAAUGCGGAUGUGGACAGCACUUUCAGGCCCCAUUGAAAAAGAAUGGGUUCGCACCUGUUCCUCAGAAUUGCGGAACAGAUGGAGACCCAUUUUUCGGAUGUGUGAAUGGACCCUUAAGGACUCAUGUACACGACCAUGUCCGUGUUGUGGUCUGCAAACCAAGGUCCUGCAAAAUAUGGACGCCUUCAAUGUGCAAUCUGCAUUUUUUUUCACUCCCAUUUAUAGAAAUGACCAUUCUUAUCCACAAUAUGGACAAGAGUAGGACAUGUUCUAUAAUUUGCGAAACGUGCAGACAGCACAUGGAUAAUGUUUUUUUUUUUUUUUUUUUUUUUUCCUUUGUGGACCCAUAGAAAUGAACGGGUCUGUGUGCAAUCCGCAAAAAAUGCAGAUCGGAUACAGAUACAAAAUAAGGUUGUGUGCAUGAAGUCUUUUUUAAUGACAGAAACCACUAUUUUUUGCAACAUCAGCAAGUACAUUGUCACAUAAACAACACUAUUCAGACACGUCCCCUGUGGCUUUUGUAUUACGUUUCUAGUUUUAUUACACAUACAAAUUCAAAUGAGUAAAUUCCAGUGUUUUAUUGCUAAUGCUGUGUAAACAUCAGAAGUCAGAUUUUAGCAUUAUUAAAUAUAAUCUUAUUUUAUGAUAAUGGAGAAGCACUGGGGGCGAUAUAGGAAAAGUUGCACAUAAUAAAGACAGAAGGAUGAUUAGGACUGCUUUGCUUUCCCCUUUAUAGUACUUGUCUUUUCUAUUGUAUAUUACUUUACAAUUAAAGCAGGAAAAGGGAACAUCUGACACAUUUUAACCACUUCAGGCUGAAAUCACACUUUCAGUUUUUGUAGUACUUUUUAAAGUAGUGUAUUUUUAAAUUCAAAUUCGGCAGUGGAUUCCAGACAAGUAGAAGGACUCGGUCCUUCUGGAUACACAUCUUGUAUUGCUUCAAAAACUCCAUUGAAACUGCCUAUGUAUUUUCAGCCUUAGGGUACAUUCACACAACCGAUUUUACAGCGGAGUUUUGGCACAGACGGCCUCAUUGAUAUUUCGCCAAAAAAACCACUGGCAUCUACUUUCUUUCUGCCUCCCAUUCAUUUCAAUGAGGGCCAGCUCGGAGGAUAAAAAACAUGUCCCCUUUCGGUCGGCCAUGGCUAUAAGCCACCACUCCGCGAUCCUCAGUGCUGCCUCCCAUUGAGAUGUACGGGAGGCAGAAAGGACGCAGCAGCCAGUGGGUUUCUGCCAAAAUUUUGUCGUGGCUGCCUGCCAAAAUUUUGCUGUAAAAUCCAUUGUGUGUACAUCCCUUUAUAGUGGAAACAAUGUAAAAAGAGUUCUCCCAGAAUCUAGGGCACUCAAUGUUUUCAGCAAGCUCCAUUCAUUUAGAUACAGUAGAUCGUGACAAGGACAUGUUACAUCUCCAAAAGAGUCCCGAGAACUGAAGUCAACUGAUCAUUAUUUUGGGACAUGUCCUAAUGACAUCAUAAAAUGAAUAUUAGGAAAAACCCAUUUAAAGGGAUAUUCCAGGCUACAGAUAUUGAGAUAAUGGGGGCCUGGCACCCAGCACCCCACUGAUCAGCUGUUUUGGGAAGGUACGGUGCUGUAAACUAUACCUUGUAGAAGGCUCUGUGCAUUGUGUAGUUUGCGGAGUCGGCGUACUGCAACUCAGCUCCCAUAAUACCAGCUAAGCUACAGUACCCUGGCAUGGCCACUACACAGUGUACGAAGCUGUCUUCUACACUGUAUAAGUUCCCUCACUGCAGCGGCCUGAAACACCUGAUCCGUGGAGUGCCAGGUGUUGGACUCCCACCAAUAUUAAGUUGAUGACCUAUCCUGAGGAUAGGUCUUCAUGAUAUACUGUAAAUCCUGGAAUACCCCUUUAACAUUUAUUUUGUAAUAUAACUAAACCAAUAGGAAUUAAGAUUUUUUCGGAAUGCCCAGAUUAAUUUUUUGUGACAUGAAUUUGCUUUUACUUUGUAAGAUAUUCCCAUGAUUACUGAAGUGUAUCCUCCUAGUAAGUGGUAAGAGGCUAUACAGUCAUCCAAGUAAAUCUGAAAAGCGACAACUUUUCUGCUGCAGCAGAAAUUACAGGGAAUGGAGCUUUUGUAACCCUAAGCUAAGGCGAAAUCUUGCUGCAAAGAAUUAUGGUCUUGUAUUACAAGACCAUGACCAGGAAAUAUUCUGGUUGAUAUGUCAUUUGUCAUACAGAUUUUAGAUGUAAAUGUGGAAUUAGGUUUCACUUCCCACUUCUUAAUUAAUUAUAAUGAAAUGGUUAGAUCCCACGCGAAGCUUGUUUAAAGGCCACUAACAGGUAUAAUGGUCUGAACUGGUCAUUUUCAGUGUUUCUCAGGAAUGUCCCUCUAGUAUCAGUGAAUGACGUACAUACACUGCAGAACGUGACACGUAUUCCUCUAUUACUCAUUAGCCCUGAAUGGUUGCAUUGUACAGCCCUGAAUAGACGCAUUGUACGUCUACUUACUAGAGUUUGAUAUCUUAUAGAGAUUCAGCAUCUAUUGAGUUUUCUCUUUGUCUCUAAGCGUGCAGUGACAUUUUAUAUUCAGUUUAAUUGCCGCCUAUGAGCUCCUUUACUUUUCACUCUGCUUUCAUUCAUACUAGAUGGUGUUAUUAUCGAGACAUCACUGUCAUCAGAGUUCACCACACAUACUCAUCUUGGACUAUUCAUUUCUAAGCACACAAGUAAGCACAAUGUUUGGACAAUGUGGACAGCACUUGACGUUCUUUGUCCAGACAAUUACUUUAUGUAAAUAUGCCAACCAUAGUGCCAUGCAUUUCCUUUUAUUAAAGAUGGUUGACCAAUGAUUAAAGAAUUCUACUGAAGCUGAGCUAUUUAUUGGGCAUUGUGCGGCAUUACCAACCUACACAUGCUCUAUGUUUUUAAGAACAUUUGUUUGGCAGGUUCUGUUACCUACAUUGUUGCCAUUUUUCAAUUAAUUUGUUACAUAAUCUAGGCUGUAAAGUACUUAACAUUAGAAAGUUUAAAAGGCUAUGUACACCUUCGGGGCAAUUAUUUAUGAUUGCAUUUUACUCAAUUUUCAAUUAGCCUUUAUUAAAAAUAUGCAGCAGCUUUGUCAUGAAAGGUUGACUUCUACCUAGCUGUAAUAGCUCAAAAACAGUUAUUUAAGGCACAGAAUAAGAAUUGAGCGCUAAUGAAUGUUGCAGAGAGCAGAGAUAAGGAGCCAUCAGCUGAGCUUCCUGGACAGAACACAAUAAAAAUACAGAGUAUGCUAUCUAGAGAAUCUCAUGGCUGUACAGCGAAAGGGGCUCAACCAAUUGAAAAAGUGAUUUUUAGCUCAAAAUUAGUACAAUGCAAUAAUUUAAAAAAAUUGCCCCGAAGAUUUCCAUAGCCUUUAAGCCAUCCUGUAGACAAUUUUUAUUGCCUUUUUGGGUAUAGAAAUGAACUUGUUUUUAUACUGCUAUUCUUUAGCUUUACUAAAAGAAUCUUAAGGAAAAUUAAUACUUUAUCCUAACUUGAAAUGUGGUCCCCAAACUUAAAUUAUCAAGACUUAUAUACAUUAAAGUAUAGGUAUAUAGUGUGUCUUAAGGACCUUUUUACAGGAGUGAUCGGUUAAACGAGCAUUCAUAAUAGUACUCAUUUGUCAGCUGAGUGGAUCUUUUAUGCAGGCAUAAAAUGCUUGCUUGUCAGCAGCACAUCCCCUCAUGUAAAUAGGGAAUGUGAUACUGAUGUAAUGUAAAGUGUAAGGGGAUAAACAAUUGUAUUAAUGCUCAUUCAUCCCCUAUACAGUUUCCAAUUCCUUGUUAGGGCCCUUUAAACAAAGGUUAAUCAAUUUGUUGUUCACAACUCAUUAUGACCCCACAUCGGGCAAUGUAAAAGGACCUUUAGACCAGUCUGUAUAGAUAAGCAGAAGUAGACUGUACAUCCAUUCCUCAAGAACUAAAUGUAGGGCCCAAGUAAGUAUAAGUUAAGAAGCAUUUCAAAUAUAGUUGAUAUAGUUUUCUAGUUUUGUUAUGAUUGGUAUCAUAUCUCUAGCACCUGCACCAACCAUGGUGAGAUGCUGGGUCUGGUUAAAUUUGAAGGGUCCAUAAUUCAUAAAGUCACUUUAAAUUGUACAAGGCCAAACCUUAAAAAUUAAAAUUAAAGGGAAUCUGUCACCAGGAAAGAUAACUUUACAUAAUCACAUUCCUUGUGGAUGCAGUGCGGCAACUUGAUCUGCCCAGAUUAAAGUGUUCACUGGAUGUUAUAUUCCCUCCAUCCACAUGGCUGCACCCACAACUUUUGCAUCUGAAGGAGCCUUGACCAUUCAGACUGAGAAGCACAGUUAAUAACCUACAGAACACUUAAAACCAUUGCACUCCAAACUGGUCUGUUCCAAUAAAAGAGAGAUGCACUUAUUUAAAGGGGUUUGUCCUGAUGAAAGAUUUCCUUUAAACCCUAGAGAUCUCUAAAAUAGAAAUUUAAAAUGUAUAUUUCUAAUCCAUGAUAGAACUAAUGUCUUCAUACAUCAUACACACUAGAUUGAUCCUAUUGCAACCCAGUACAUAUUAGACUUUAAUAACCAAGCACAGACAACAGCCUUUCUUCAGAAUAAAUAUAGAACCUAUUUUGUAACCCCAGGCCACAAAAAUAUUGCAGCAGUGAUCGCAUUCAUGGCUCUUUGGCCAACUCCUAGAUGUUAUCCAAAGUUGUCAGCUUAUUGUACCUGGCAGGGUGGAUAUCCCCUUUACCUUCAGUCAACAUGUUGUAUCAGUGCAUUAAAUCCAUAUGUCUUCUGAAUUUUGAACAAUAGGUAUGUCAAAAUGUGCACUAAGGAGGCAGCACCUGUUCCACUAACUUAUUGGUAGGAAUAUUACAGGUUAACAGCAUUGGUCAAGUGUCAUGGUUCACCAUUUCGAUCAUAACAACAUGAUUUCUAAUGGGAUAUGCCUGUAUAACAAAAUACAACGUAUGCUUCUCUAUUUUCUUACCUAGUUAUACAAUGUGAACAUAACAGUGCAUCAAUUUGUUAUGAACAAACUACAUACUGGUGAUUGUUAGGUAAUCGUUAUUUAUGUUGGUAGCACGUUUAUAUUUUUUAAUCUUAUUUGUUAUUAUACUUGGUUGUAAUUAUUUUUUUUAAAUUAUAAAAUUCUAUAAACUCAUAAAUUAGCAGGACAUUUAUUAAAUUAACCGUUACCUACGUUCAAUUUGUAAAUUCUUGUAUAAAAAUAUUGACAAUGCACUGACUUUAGAAAGAUUUUUAUGUACAUAUGCACCUUGUAAAUAAGAUUAGUGUUGAUGUUAUUGAAAUAUGACAUGUAUAAAAGUAUUGGUAAUUGUACAUGGAGUGACCCUGUUUAUCUGUAACUAUUAUUCCAACAAAUUAAAAGCUGUGGAUGCAGAUAUUA
This is a messenger RNA of Bufo gargarizans (Asiatic toad), 11827 nucleotides long. RefSeq names its product ubiquitin specific peptidase 32 (gene USP32). Gene Ontology annotation, biological process: protein deubiquitination. Gene Ontology annotation, cellular component: Golgi apparatus. The record is from RefSeq and is a predicted model, not a curated record. Gene Ontology annotation, molecular function: cysteine-type deubiquitinase activity; calcium ion binding. Lineage: Eukaryota; Metazoa; Chordata; Amphibia; Anura; Bufonidae. The coding region runs from base 180 to 5024 and encodes 1614 amino acids. The transcript has 34 exons.